ACAACAAUGGUGAAGAGAGUGGCCAUCAUUGGAGCUGGUGUCAGUGGCUUGGCCUCCAUACGGUGUUGUCUGGAAGAGGGGCUGGAGCCCACCUGCUUUGAAAGAAGCAAUGAAGUUGGAGGUCUGUGGGAAUUCUCGGACCAUUCAGAAGAAGGCAGAGCCAGCAUCUACAAGUCUGUGUUCACCAACUCUUCCAAAGAGAUGAUGUGCUUUCCAGACUUCCCAUACCCUGAUGACUACCCGAACUACUUGCACCAAAGCAAGGUGCAGGACUACAUAAAGACAUUUGCUCAAAAGAAGAAUCUUUUAAGAUAUAUACAGUUUGAGACCCUGGUUACUAGUAUAAAGAAAUGUCCCAACUUCUUGAUCACUGGCCAAUGGGAAGUUGUUUCAGAAAAGGAUGAGAAACAGGAAUCUAUUAUUUUUGAUGCUGUAAUGAUCUGUUCAGGACAUCAUGUGCACCCCAAUCUACCAACGGAUUCCUUUCCUGGCCUCAACCGAUUUCAAGGCCACUACCUCCACAGCCGGGACUAUAAGGGCCCAGAAGUGUACAAGGGGAAGAGGGUCCUCGUGAUUGGCCUGGGGAAUUCAGGAUGUGACAUUGCUGUUGAGCUCAGUCGUCUGGUUACACAGGUCAUUAUCAGCACCAGAAGUGGUUCCUGGGUCAUGAGUCGGGUUUGGGAUGAUGGCUAUCCUUGGGACAUGCUGUAUGUUACCCGCUUUGCAUCCUUUCUUCGGAAUGCCCUUCCUUCAUUUGUCUCUGACUGGUUAUAUGUCAAGAAGAUGAACAUGUGGUUUAAACAUGAGAACUAUGGCCUGAUGCCUUUAAAUAGCACCUUGAGGAAAGAGCCUGUGUUCAAUGAUGAGCUCCCCUCCCGCAUCCUAUGUGGCACUAUAACCAUCAAGCCCAGUGUGAAGGAGUUUACAGAGACUUCAGCCAUGUUUGAGGAUGGGACAGUGUUUGAGGCCAUUGACUAUGUCAUCUUUGCAACAGGCUAUGGUUAUGCCUACCCCUUCCUUGAUGACUCCAUCAUCAAAAGCAGAAAUAAUGAGGUCACCUUGUACAAAGGCAUCUUCCCCCCAUUCUUGGAAAAGCCAACCUUGGCUGUGAUUGGCCUUGUCCAGUCCCUUGGUGCUACCAUUCCCACGACUGACCUGCAGGCCCGCUGGGCUGUUAAAGUAUUUGCAAAUUCAUGUAACUUGCCAACUACAAAUGAAAUGAUGGAUGACAUUGAGGAGAAAAUGGGGAAGAAACUCAAAUGGUUUGGCCAGAGCCAGACUUUGCAGACAGAUUACAUCACAUACAUGGAUGAACUGGGCUCCUUCAUAGGGGCCAAACCUAACAUACCAUGGCUGUUCCUGACUGACCCUCAGCUGGCCCUGGAGGUGUUCUUUGGUCCGUGUAGCCCAUACCAGUUUCGACUGAUGGGACCAGGGAAGUGGGAUGGGGCCAGAAAUGCCAUCCUGACCCAAUGGGACAGGACAUUAAAGCCAACCAGGACAAGAGUGGUCGGUGAAGCUAAAAGACCCCAACCUUUUUACAAUUUGCUUAAAAUUCUUUUAUUCCCAGUGCUUCUUCUGGCUGUUUUACUUGCAUUUUAUUGAUAAGAAAUUUAUUUGGGUCUCAGAAUUCAGCCUAGAAGUUUAAUUGCAGAUAUGUAUACACAUAUAUUAAAUUUUAUAGCUGCUGUUUCCCUUCUUGCAGAUAUAAGAAUAAAUCCUAGCCAAUUUGACUAAAGUCUAAAUAAAAUGCAAAAUAAUAACUCUCUUUAUGAUGAGAAUCUAUACUUUAAAUAGAUUUUCACAUACUGAAUUGGCAAGUUUGGAGAUGCUUAAGAUAAAGAAAAAGAUGGGAGGGUAUAUGGGAGUGAGCCCAGAUUUGUUGGCUGAAUAAAGUUUAAUAAGCUUUUUAAAGUGUGUUUGGUCAUGGGGAGAAUUUACAUCACAAAAAAUGUUGAGUCUUAUAACCCAUGACACUGUAUAUCUCUCCAUUUUAGAUCUUUAAUUUCUCCCUCUUGUAGUUUUUAGCACUGUGCCCAUUUUAUGUCAUGUUUAUCCUGAGUAUUAAGCAUUUUUGAAUAUUAUAGUUUAAUUUUUUUAAUUUCUUAUUGUUUAUUGCUAAUAUAUAGAAAUGCACUCAUUUGUUCUAGGAACU
Molecule: messenger RNA, 2155 nt
Organism: Bubalus bubalis (water buffalo)
Lineage: Eukaryota; Metazoa; Chordata; Mammalia; Artiodactyla; Bovidae
Product: putative dimethylaniline monooxygenase [N-oxide-forming] 6
Exons: 8
Coding region: 7-1605 (532 amino acids)
Molecular function (GO): flavin adenine dinucleotide binding; N,N-dimethylaniline monooxygenase activity; NADP binding
Source: RefSeq, a predicted model, not a curated record